AAAGCCCAAUUGACUCACAAAAUAUAACCACUCUCAAAACUGUUGGGUACACACUUUUCUCUACAUGGACAAACCGCCCACAUCCAGCCCAAGCCCAACCCACCUUCCGCCGCCGUCGCCGCCGCCGCCGGAAUUGCACCAGAGCGAUGCAGACGAGGACGAUGAGAACGUUAAGCAGCUUCGAGAGUGUUCUUCCGCCUACUUAUCAUUGCAGGAUUGUCUGGUCAACACCAAUCGGAAUUGGAAAUCUUGUCAAAAAGAAGUUCAAGCUCUAAAGCAGUGCAGUCAAGGAAUGAAGAAAUAAUCAUAUACACUAGAGUUUAUGAUCGGAGAUGGGAGGUGAUUACUGACUAUUUUGUAUCCCUGUAAUUUUUCGAAUUUUUCUUUCAAUUUGAUCCCAUAAACAAUUAUUUUAGGCAAAUAAACCCCCAAAAUAAACUUUCAUUUCAUUA
Erythranthe guttata (spotted monkey flower) is the source of this 452-nucleotide messenger RNA. Its product is annotated as Cox19-like CHCH family protein. Lineage: Eukaryota; Viridiplantae; Streptophyta; Magnoliopsida; Lamiales; Phrymaceae. The record is from RefSeq and is a predicted model, not a curated record.